Molecule: messenger RNA, 2634 nt
Organism: Oenanthe melanoleuca
Lineage: Eukaryota; Metazoa; Chordata; Aves; Passeriformes; Muscicapidae
Gene: INKA2
Product: inka box actin regulator 2
Exons: 3
Coding region: 559-1830 (423 amino acids)
Cellular component (GO): nucleus
Molecular function (GO): protein kinase binding; protein serine/threonine kinase inhibitor activity
Source: RefSeq, a predicted model, not a curated record
UUUUGGUGCGGUGGUCCGCGACUGCACAACGAACUAAAACACCAACUUCUGCCGGGAGCGGGGCUCGGGAGGAGCGGGGCCGGUCCGGGAGGAGCUGGGGUGGCUCAGGAGGAGCUGGGCUGGUCCGGGAGGAGCUGGGCUCGCCCGGGAGGAGCUGGGCUGGCUCAGGAGGAGCUGGGCUGGUCCGGGAGGAGCUGGGCUCGCCCGGGAGGAGCGGGGCCGGUCCGGGAGGAGCUGAGCUCGCCCGGGAGGAGCUGGGCUGGCUCAGGAGGAGCUGGGCUGGCUCAGGAGGAGCGGGGCCGGUCCGGGAGGAGCUGGGCUCGCCAGGGAGCAGCGCUCGCCGCCUCCAGCAGCGCUGCGGGCUCGGGGCCGGGCGGGGGGGAUGCGGCUGCCCCCGCCCCGCCGCACACGCGGCUCCGCCACCGCCGCCGCCGCGGGGCCCGACAGACACCGGAGAGACACCGCACAGACACCGGACAUCGGCCAGCCCCCGGCCAGCCCCUCUCCCCUCCCCUCCCGUCCAUCCCCGCCCGCGGCGGGGCCGUGCCGAGCCGGGCCAUGGAGCAGCACCUGCGGCGCCUGCGGCAGGAGCUGCUCUCCAUGAAGGCGGUGGGUGACGGGCUGACCCAGCAGAUGAACUCCAUGAUGGGCGCCCUGCAGGAGCUGAAGCUGCUGCAGCUGCAGACGGCGCUGGAGCAGCUGGAGCUGUCGGGGCAGCGGGGCCCCGCGGGGCCGGGCGGGGGACACACGGACACGGGACACACGGACACGGGACACACGGACUGGGGACACACGGGCACGGGACACACGGGCACGGGACACACGGACUGGGGACACACGGGCACGGGACACAUGGACACGGGACACACGGACUGGGGACACAUAACCCCAGAGCCAGGCAGGGGACAUAUGGACAGAGGACACACGGACAGGCACACGGACACAGGACACACGGACUGGGCACACAUGGACAGGGCACACACGGACAGACACACGGCCAGGGCACACACGGACACAGGACACACGGACUGGGCACACAUGGACAGGGCACACACGGACACAGGACACACGGACAGGUCACACACGGACACAGGACACACGGACUGGGCACACAUGGACAGGGCACACACGGACAGACACACGGACGCAGGACACACGGCCAGGGCACACACGGCCCGGCCGGAGCCAGGCCACGCUCACGGACACUGCCCCGCGCCGUGGCCGCCCCGUUCGUCCCAUCCCACGAGUGACCGCCCUGGGGCCGCCCCGGCCCGGCCCGGGCAGGGUCCGUGUCCCCCCGGAGGAGCCCCCCCCGUGUCCAGCAGCCCGGACGCGGCCGGGGGGUGGUCCCUGGGCCAGGAGUGCCCGGCCUGUGACGAUGGCCACGACUGGACCUCGUCGCUGAUGUCGCAGAGCAGGAACCGGCAGCCGCUGGUGCUGGGGGACAACAUCUUUGCGGACCUGGUGGGGAACUGGCUGGACCUGCCCGAGCUGGAGAAGAAGGGGGACCGGAGCGAGGCGUCCCUGGGCACCAGCAGGUCCCAGGAGCUCUGCAGGAAAUUCUCCCUCACCGCCAACAUCUUCAAGAAGUUCCUGAGGAGCGUGCGGCCGGACCGGGAGCGGCUGCUGAAGGAGAAGCCCUGCUGGCUUCCCCCCGAGGACAAACAGCAGAUCUGCAAAAGGCCCAAGAAGAGCAGCAAGCUGAAGGGCAGGUUCUACCACGGCAGCAGGGCAGAGCGCUGCCCCGGGGCUGAGCCCCCCAGGAAAGCUCCAGACUCCAGAGACUUCGGCCAGGCGGGGUUUGACAUCAACACGGCCGUGUGGGUGUGAGCCUGCCCUGCAUCCCUCCCCACCAGAGCUCUGCACAGGGACGGGGAGCCCUGCACAGCAUCCUGCUCACAGAGAUUGCAGCAGAGCUCCAGGGACUGCCUGAGCCCUGCCCCAGACCUCUGGGGACAGAUACCAGCAAAAAUAAUGGGAAUCCUCAGCAGCUUUAGGGUGUGUGGUGCCACAGUGAGCAGCUGCUGGUGCCAGGGCCAUCCCAUCAUCUCCAGCUCAAAGCCACCGUGUGCAUGUGUGUGUAUGAGUGUGCAAAUAUACAUAUAUAUAUAUAUAUAUAUAUAUAUAUAUAGUUUUGUUAAAAAAAUCUAUUCCUGCUCUAUUCCUGCUUGUGUGCACUUGAACCUGAGUUGUAAACCAGGCAUUCCAAGCCUUGUACCUGAAGCACUUGUUAUUGAAAUGGAAAGAAAUAAGUUUGAAUUUAUGAGACUUGAACAAUUGCUGAGUGAGGGGCAGUCUCCCAGUUUGGGGGUUCCCCUUGAGCUGCAUCCCUGGUGCUCUCCCUCCCCUCCCAGUUAAAGCAGGGGGACACAAGGCUCCUCACAGGGGGUUUGUGGCCUGGGGUCCAGCUGGGUUUGCCCCUCUCCCCUCCCCUUGUCCCUGUGGAUCACUCCAGGUACAAUGCUGAAGUUUAUUGUUGGAUUUUCACCAGAUGCAAAGUUCAAUCCCCCAUUUCUUGUUGUGAUCCCUGUUGCUGUUGUACAAACCUCGUCUCCACAGAACCAAGUUCUUCAGUGUCCAACUCUCCAAGAGUUUCCAAUAAAGUGGGGUCACUCUGGUCUCCUCUGUCGGACA